AUGGAGGAGGAGGGGGGUGAACUUGGAAUGGUCACCUGCCGGUGCCGAGCGCGCAAGAGCUGGAAUAGGGUUGAAUUUGGAAAAGCAGAAGAUUGCGAAGUUGCCGUCAAUGUGCAGUUAGUGAACCAUAAAACGUCGGAUGAAGGGAUGAGGAUGAUGAAGGAAAACGUGCGCGGGUCCUUCGAACUGCCUUACCAUGAGAAGCAAAAGUCGGCAGAGAGACCAGGAAGUCUCGAAGGCUACAGGCAGGCUUUCAUCACCUCUCAGGACCAGAAGCUGGAGCGGAACGGCAUGAUCUUCCUCAAAUGCCUGCCUUCUCAUGCAAGAAAUCUCGAUCUGUGGCCACAAAAUCCCCCAAAAUAUGAUGUUGACUACGAAUACCUAAUCUAUCGGGACAGCACUAGAGAAGUACAGCAAAGGUUGAGGAAAGCGGCAGUGGCGGUAGUGAAGUACAUUGGAAUGGCAUUGGUGGUUCAUGAGGGUGAACUGCAGUUGAUGAAAUGUUUCCGAGAAGGGAGUUACGAGGUCAGGAUGAAUUACUACCCACCAUGCCCGGAAUCUGAGAGAGUAAUGGGCCUAUCGCCACAUGCUGACAACUCAGGGAUCACCAUGUUGAUGGAGUGCGGCAACAUGCCUGGCCUUCAGGUCCUCAGCGGGGACGGCCGAUGGGUCACAUUUCCACCUGUUCCUAGCAGCAUUGUCGUGAAUUUAGGUCAAAUCAGGGAGGUUUACAGCAACGGAACAUACAGAGCACCGGAUCAUAGAGCGGUGGUGAACAAAGAGAAGGAGAGGGUGUCCAUAGUGACCUGCUAUCCCAGCCCAUCUCUUCCAGUUGGAUCUUCUCCCCAGCUCCUCGCCGCCACUGGACUCACCCCUCUCUACCAAACCCUUUCGCACUCUGAAUACUUGCAAAGCUUCUACAACCGCAAGCUCAAUGAUGCGGUUCCCAUCAUCAAGACCCUCAAGCUAUAG
Eucalyptus grandis is the source of this 972-nucleotide messenger RNA. RefSeq names its product protein SRG1. Bases 1 to 972 code for a protein of 323 amino acids. The record is from RefSeq and is a predicted model, not a curated record. The transcript is spliced from 3 exons. Lineage: Eukaryota; Viridiplantae; Streptophyta; Magnoliopsida; Myrtales; Myrtaceae.